Messenger RNA from Drosophila rhopaloa, 2295 nucleotides. Its product is annotated as phenoloxidase 2. Gene Ontology annotation, molecular function: oxidoreductase activity. The record is from RefSeq and is a predicted model, not a curated record. Bases 54 to 2120 code for a protein of 688 amino acids. The transcript is spliced from 6 exons. NCBI's taxonomy places the organism in Eukaryota, Metazoa, Arthropoda, Insecta, Diptera, Drosophilidae.
CUCAAAUAGGCUUCGUCGAGUGCAGUUAAACAGUGGAAUUCUACAGGAAAAUCAUGACCAAUACGGAUUUGAAGGCCCUAGAGCUCCUGUUCCAACGUCCUUUGGAACCGGCGUUCACCACUCGAGAUGCGGGUAAGACCGUGCUGGAAUUGCCCGACAGUUUCUAUGCGGAUCGCUAUCGCAAUGACACCGAGGAGGUGGGCAAUCGCUUCUCCAAGGAUGUGGACCUGAAAAUCCCGAUUCAGGAGUUGGCCAGCGUUCCCAAUCUGGACUUCACCAAGAAAAUUGGACCGAAAAACCAGUUCUCCCUGUUCAACAAUCGCCAUCGGGAGAUUGCCAGCGAACUGAUCACACUUUUUAUGGGUGCCCCCAAUCUCAGGCAAUUCGUGUCACUCUCUGUUUACACCAAGGAUCGUGUGAACCCCGUGCUGUUCCAGUACGCGUAUGCCGUGGCCAUUGCCCAUCGUCCGGAUACGCGUGAGGUGCCGAUCACUAACAUCUCCCAGGUCUUCCCCAGCAACUUUGUGGAGCCCUCCGUCUUUCGGGAUGCCCGGCAGGAGGCUUCGGUGAUUGGAGACAGUGGCGACCGUGUCCGCGUGGACAUUGCGCGCAACUACACGGCCUCGGAUCGCGAGGAUGAGCAGCGAUUGGCCUACUUCCGGGAGGACAUCGGCGUGAACAGCCACCACUGGCACUGGCACUUGGUCUACCCCACCACCGGACCCAUGGAGGUGGUCAACAAGGAUCGUCGAGGAGAGCUCUUCUACUACAUGCACCACCAGAUCCUGGCCCGCUACAAUGUGGAGCGUUUCUGCAACAAUCUGAAGAAAGUCCAGCCCCUGAACAACCUGCGGGUGGAGAUCCCUGAGGGCUACUUCCCCAAGAUCCUGUCCAGCGUGAACAACCGCACCUACCCGGCCCGAGUGUCCAGUCAAUUGUUGAGGGAUGUGGACCGCCCAGACGCCAGUAUCGAGAUCUCCGAAGUGGAACGCUGGCGGGAUCGCGUCCUGGCCGCCAUCGAUCAAGGAUAUGUCGAAGAUCCCUCUGGCAACCGUACGCCCUUGGACGAAGUUCGUGGCAUUGAUAUUCUGGGCAACAUGAUUGAAGCCUCGCCAGUGCUGUCCGUCAACAGGACCUUCUACGGCAAUCUGCAUAACGAGGGGCACAACAUCAUCUCCUUUGCCCACGAUCCCGAUAACCGCCACUUGGAGGAGUUCGGUGUGAUGGGCGAUGUGACCACGGCCAUGAGGGAUCCGAUCUUCUACAGGUGGCACGGAUUCAUUGACUCGGUGUUCAACAAGUUCAAGGCCCACUUGAACCCCUACAAUGACGCUGAGCUGAACUUCGAUGGCGUUUCGGUUACCUACAUCGAGGCCAAGAUUGGCAAGUCCAAUACCAAGGCCAACACACUGUUGACCUACUGGCAGAAGUCGAGUGCCGACUUGGCAGCUGGCCUGGACUUCGGUCCCUCGGCCAACAUCCUCGCCUCCUUCACCCAUCUGCAGAAUGCCCCCUUUACCUACACCUUCAAUGUGACCAACAGUGGAGCCAAGCGGACCGGAACCUGCCGCAUCUUCAUCUGUCCCAAAACGGAUGAGCGCAAUCAGCCACUGCGCCUGGAGGAACAGCGACUGAUGGCCAUCGAAAUGGACAAGUUCACGGUUGACUUGGUGCCGGGCGAGAACACCAUCCGCCGCCAGUCGACGGAGUCCUCGGUGGCCAUUCCCUUCGAGCGCUCGUUCCGCCCAGUGGGGGCGGACUACCAGCCCAAGGCCGCCGACGAGCUGGCCCGCUUCCGCUUCUGCGGCUGUGGGUGGCCACAGCACCUCCUGCUGCCCAAGGGCAACGCCCAGGGAAUGCUCUUCGACCUGUUCGUCAUGAUUUCCGACUACACGCAGGACUCCGUCCAGCAGCCCAACACACCCAAUGAUGCCUGCAGCACGGCUUACUCGUUCUGCGGUCUGAAGGACAAAUUGUAUCCUGACAGGCGCACCAUGGGCUAUCCGUUCGACAGGCGACUACCCAACGCCAAUCUCACGGAAUUGGUCGGCGCCUUUGGCAACAUGGCCAAGACCGAUUUGAGGAUUGUCUUCAACGAUCGCGUGAUUGACAAGGCCUAGAUGAUUGAUGGACUCAUUCGAACUGCCCCCAAAGAUCAAAGGAAACGGACCUCAAAAGGAAUAACUCUUGGAACUCUGCAUCUACAUAUAACAUAUUUAUAUCUUUUUCAUUUGUGAUGUUUUUUCGUGUUGAAUUAUAUAUUUUAUACAAAUAAAUAUAAUUAUUGCAAACAAA